AUGGCCACGAUUCAACCGAGUCACAGUACAAAUUCCCUGGUCUUUGUUUCAUUUGCGGGCUUUUGCACCGCCUCGGUUCUCAGCCUGGCAAUUGCUGGCGCGCAGCUAGUAUCACCACAUAAACAUUUAGCCACCGCAACCGCCGUGGCCGUCACCUCCCGAGCAAUUUCUUCGACUGCCUUCACGUCAAUAUAUUCUGCUGUGGUGGGCGAGAAAUUGGACUCAUAUAUUCCAAAGUACAUUGCAACAGCAGUCACCAACGCUGGCCUCCCCACUGACUCGAUCCCAGCCUUCACAUUGGCUCUUACUAGCAACGCAUCUGACCAGCUGGUUGGUAUCCCUGGUGUGUCGGACUCGGUCAUACAAGCUGGGGUUCAAAGUCUGUGGCAAGCUUAUGCUGAUGUCCUUCGAUACCCGCUCAUAAUUGCGGCUCCAUUUGCGCUCCUGGCAGCAGUGUCGUCUUGGUUCAUCGUCGACCUCAAGCAGAUCAUGACUUAA
Molecule: messenger RNA, 498 nt
Organism: Exophiala aquamarina CBS 119918
Lineage: Eukaryota; Fungi; Ascomycota; Eurotiomycetes; Chaetothyriales; Herpotrichiellaceae
Exons: 1
Coding region: 1-498 (165 amino acids)
Biological process (GO): transmembrane transport
Molecular function (GO): transmembrane transporter activity
Source: RefSeq, a predicted model, not a curated record